Messenger RNA from Aspergillus pseudonomiae, 1591 nucleotides. RefSeq lists its product as uncharacterized. Lineage: Eukaryota; Fungi; Ascomycota; Eurotiomycetes; Eurotiales; Aspergillaceae. The transcript has 4 exons. Bases 1 to 1110 code for a protein of 369 amino acids. The record is from RefSeq and is a predicted model, not a curated record.
AUGGAGUUUACGCCGGAUAAUCAUGUCGCAAUCAUUGUUAUUGCGGCAGUAGUUGGAUUGGUCUGGUCGAUAUUGAUGAUUAUAAUGAGAAUAUACUUGCGAUUGCGUCUUAUUCCUCCGCUUGGUAUUGCGGGCGUAGUUCAGACAUCCGUAACACUGCACGCUGUGCACAACGGCAUCGGCAAACAGGAAGACUUACUCGCGCCCGACGACGUUGAUACCGGGUUGAAGGUGUUCUCUGGGGAGUUGUUUCUGUCAUUGUGGCAGCAACGCAGUGUAAGCUGCCGCAGCCAUGGAACAUUGGGGCGUCCCAUCAAUGCGAUAGCAUGGUAUAGUCCAUACCCAGUCAGUCCAUAUAUAUUACACAGUAUAAUCUUUCUAACCUGUCUCAUGGUCAUCAAGUUCGUCCGAUGGACUGUUGUUGAGACGGGAAAUAUGUUGAUCGAGCUGCUAAUCCCCGGCCUCAUCAUUAUGAUGCUUUGGAAUCUUCAGGCACGAUUAAAGGCAAAGCUUACAGUCCUGUUGGCCUUUUCAGUGCAACUUCUAUGGUCUAAUACCAUGCCUCCAAUAAGUGUCGCAAUCCCAACAAUCUUCCGAUUAUUACUCCUCCACGAAAUGACGACAGAAGACAUUCGUAAUGACCGGACUUUCGCAUUGACUAAUACGGUAGUGCUCACCGAAAUCACGAUGCACUUUUCCCUCAUGGCUGCUACCUUUCCAUGUCUUCGCAGGUUCCUGCAGGCGUUUGAUACUCAUCUAGGCGCAACCACGCAUAUGACUGCUGACCUUGACGGCACAGACAACACUGGUUUAGAGGGAAGUUAUGUGCUGAGGUCCUUAGAACGACCCUCUCAGGGAGCAGGGAGCAGCUUCGAGCAGUGGCCUCGAAAUAGUCGCCGACCCGGUCGGAAAUAUCAACCACAUACCGUGACAACCAUUUCAGCGGGCAGGGAUUUGAAUCCUCAGUCACAUGGGGCCGAUGGAGGGAAAAGGGAAUGCAUGGGCAAUCAUGAUAUAGAAAGUGGGAGUGUAGAAAGCGACGAUAGCCAACUUGCCAUAAUCAGGCGGACGCAGCAUUGGGAGGUUACGAUAGAGUCGAGAGGAAAGUGAUGCAGACAUGUAUUACUCGUGUCUGAUGAUGCUGGCCUGUGUUCCGACCUACCGUGUUCGUAGCGUGUUGUUAUAGAAGCUUGGAUUCCAUAGCUCUUGAAUACAAAAUUAUUCAUAUAUUGCAAUCACAUACAUAGUUCUCUUUGCUGAAGCUAUACAUCUGGGUCAGUGCUCUAGUGCCCAAAUGAGGUGACUGUAGCAGCCUUGGCCUCAUCACGAUGCUCCUUCUGCCAUUUCUUGGAGUAACCCACACCAAAGCCAUCGCUGAAGACUUCGCGGAUGGCCUCUAGAGGCAUGCCCUUGCAUUCCGGGAAGAAGAACAAGACGAAUACCCAGCCAGUGAAGCAGAUGCCAGUGUAGAACCCAAAUGCACCGCUCGGCGUGAUGCCCUUCAUCAUGGACAGGAAGGUAGAGGAAAUGAUAAUAUUGGUACUCCAGCAAGUAACGGUGUUCUGUUCCGCGACUGUUAGUCAUAUCGAAC